AUGAAAGCCAUAACUCUUCUUUCCCGCCAAUUUUCGACAGCCAAACAACUUAAACCUCUGUUUUCAUCAACCCAAAACACAGUGCUCACUGAAGACUUGUGUAGCAAAAUAUUAGACCAAUACCCAGCUAUAAAAACGUUGAAAGAACUCCAUGCCAAGAUAUUGAUUGACCAAAAUUUUCAAUCAAACCCAUCAUUGGGAAUCAAAUUGAUGAGAGUUUAUGCUGCUUGCGGACAAACAAGAGCCACACGCCACAUAUUCGAUGAAAUUACUGACAAGAAUGUUGUUUUCUUCAAUGUCAUGAUCAGAAGCUAUGUGAACAACCAUUUGUAUCAUGAUGCUCUUCUUGUUUAUAAAACCAUGUCUAGACGUGGAUUUGAUCCUGAUCAUUAUACUUACCCUUGUGUCUUAAAAGCAUCUUCUGGGUUGAAUGAUUUGCAGGUUGGUUUGCAAAUUCAUAGUGCUGUUGUAAAAGUUGGGCUUGAUUCUAAUUUAUUUAUUGGAAAUGGGUUGGUUGCCAUGUAUGGAAAAUGUGGUUGUUUGAUAGAGGCUCGACAAGUUCUUGACGAGAUGCCAAGUAGAGAUGUCGUUUCUUGGAAUUCGAUGGUUGCAGGGUAUGCGCAAAAUGGGAGGUUUGAUGAUGCAUUGCAAAUCUGCAGAGAAAUGGAAUCAUUAAGGCUAAAACCUGAUGCCGGUACUAUGGCUAGCCUAUUGCCAGCUGUGACUAACACGUCUUCAGAUAAUGUUUUGUAUGUUAAAGAAAUGUUCAUGAAGUUGGCUAAGAAGAAUUUGGUUCCAUGGAACGUGAUGAUUUCAGUGUAUGUGAAUAAUUCAAUGCCUGCUGAAGCAGUUGAUUUGUAUUUGCAGAUGGAAGAGCAUGAUAUUGAGCCUGAUGCAAUCUCUAUUGCUAGCCUUCUUCCUGCUUGUGGAGAUCUUUCAGCUUUAUUGCUGGGAAGGCAGAUUCAUCAGUAUGUUGAGAGGAAGAAACUUCAGCCAAAUUUGCUUUUGGAGAAUGCAUUGAUUGACAUGUAUGCAAAAUGUGGAAGUUUAACAGAAGCUAGGGCAGUGUUUGAUCAAAUGAAAUUCCGGGAUGUUGUGUCUUGGACUUCUAUGAUCUCUGCUUAUGGAAUGAGUGGGCAAGGUUGUGAUGCUGUUGCACUCUUCUCAAAAAUGCAAAGAUCAGGUCUAUCUCCCGAUUCAAUAGCCUUUGUAUCAGUUCUCUCAGCUUGCAGCCAUGCUGGGUUGUUGGAGGAGGGGCAAUACUACUUUAAUUUAAUGACUGAGCAAUAUAAGAUUAGUCCAAGGAUAGAACACUUCGCUUGCUUGGUGGAUCUUUUAGGACGGGCUGGGAGAGUAGAGAAAGCAUAUAGUUUUAUCAGAAAGAUGCCAAUGGAACCUAAUGAAAGAGUUUGGGGUGCUCUGUUGGGUGCUUGUCGGGUGUACUCAAACAUGCAUAUUGGGCUCCUGGCAGAUGCCUCGUUUUUCAAUUAG
Messenger RNA from Pistacia vera, 1491 nucleotides. RefSeq names its product putative pentatricopeptide repeat-containing protein At3g49142. The coding region runs from base 1 to 1491 and encodes 496 amino acids. Gene Ontology annotation, molecular function: protein binding; RNA binding. Gene Ontology annotation, biological process: RNA modification. Lineage: Eukaryota; Viridiplantae; Streptophyta; Magnoliopsida; Sapindales; Anacardiaceae. The record is from RefSeq and is a predicted model, not a curated record. The transcript has a single exon.